CUUCUCCUCGAUGACGGAAGAUGGAAAGCAAGAUCGAAUCUCCUUGAAGGGAGAUGGAGAGAGGCAAGCCACGCGGUUCUCCAGAGCUUAUCAGUUCGUGUCGGGCAGUCGUGCAAUGCGUUGCUUCGCCUUAUAGUUUAUUUGUGCCAUCAAUAUUACGUGUGAUACACAUUGAACGCUUCACGGGAUAUACAGGGUGGCCUAUUUUAAUCUAUAAAUCAACUAUCGGAAGCCGCCAGCGCUUUUGCAUCCAGCCGAAAACUUCGGGUACGUCGCGUUUCAACGCGACCGGAAGAAGCUUCUUCAGAACAAGCCGGAUCGAUUUGGCCUUGCGAAUGUACUUCUCAAUAUGGAUAUUCGUAUUAGUGCAAUUUAUACAAUACACAUCUGGCGAGGAAACAAUUCUAGAUUCACCUCGUGGACCAUGCGAGGGUCCACUGGGUGAGGACGAUCUUCAAACAUUCGACUUCAUCAGCAAGCUGAAAUUAGAUCUUUUAGAGGCGCAGUACACUGGCGUAACGCGUGUCAGAGGUAGCAAUCGCAUGCAAACCGCCUACAGAUUGGAAAAGGAUGCAGACGUCACCCUGCCAACCAAGAUUAUACUUCCAAACGGUUUGCCAGAGGAAUUCAGCGCAGUCUGCACGUUCAGAGCCAGAAAACUGCCAAAGUAUGCUUGGCACAUUAUCAGAAUCGUCGACAUGGAAAACGAGCCCCAGUUUUUAAUCGCAAUGAACCCAAAAACUCAGACUUUGGAUUUGUCCAUGAAGAACCAGACAAGGAGACUAGAAACGGCGUCGUUCACCGCCGAUCGUAUCUUCGAUAAAAAUUGGCACAAAAUUAAUAUCGGAAUCUUCAAGAAUAAGCUGGUAGUAUACAUUGAUUGCGACUACGUUGGCACGCAAGAUCUGAAUCCACGAGGACCUAUCAAAGCGGAUGGCGAAGUCUCAAUAUCGAAGAUAUCGCACAGCAAACAUACUGUACCGAUCGAUAUUCAGUGGAUGGUCUUAAAUUGCGAUCCUACGAGGCCAGAGACAGAGACCUGUGAGGAACUACCGAAGAGCCUUAGCAGCUCCUUAUUACCUCAGAGAAGACCUAGCUGCGAAAUUAUAUGUCCACAGGGACCUCCGGGAACUAAUGGCACUAAUGGUUUACCUGGCUUAGCUGGUUUACCUGGACCACCUGGACCAAUCGGAGAACCCGGAUUACCUGGGAGACAGGGUUUACGCGGACCACCUGGAGAACAAGGCAAAUCAGGACCACAAGGAUUUACCGGUGCACGGGGAUUUCCUGGAAAUCCUGGUCCCAAAGGACCCACUGGACCAAUUGGUCUAUCUGGAGCAAAGGGAGAAAACGGUGAAAGAGGAGACAUGGGAUUUCCGGGAUUGAAAGGAGACCAAGGUUUACCAGGACCACGUGGUUAUCCAGGUCCUCCAGGUCCACCAGGAAAUAUUAGUGACUAUCGUAACAUCAUACCACGAUUUGUAGGGCCACCAGGUUCUCCAGGAUUUCCGGGUCAAAAAGGAGAGCAAGGGGAACACAGCAACAAAGGGGAACAAGGUCAAAAAGGUGAACCAGGAGAAAAAGGUAAUCCAGGACAAGAUGGGUCUCCUGGAUCAGAAGGAAAGCCAGGCCUUGAUGGUUUUCCUGGACUCAAAGGAGAAAUAGGAUUUCCAGGAGCACCAGGUCCUCAGGGAUUACCAGGUCUUCGUGGUGAAACUGGAGCACCCGGUUUACCCGGAAUUCAAGGUCCAAAAGGAGAUGCUGGAGAACCUGGCCGCGAUGGUUCAAUAGUCGGAUCCAUUGUACCAGGACCAGCUGGUCCUGAAGGCCCUCCUGGUACACCAGGAGAAGAUGGUUUACCAGGAAUAAAAGGAGAACCUGGUCCUGUUGGCCCACCAGGUCUUCCUGGAUUGCAAGGAAAGAACGGUCCUCCUGGUUCUCCGGGACCUCCAGGAUUGCAAGGUUCACCCGGUUUAUCUGGAGAAGUAGGUGCCCCAGGUCCUCGAGGAAUCGAAGGUGCUGUUGGAAAAUCAGGACCACCAGGAUUCAGUGGACGACCUGGGGAAAAAGGUGAUAGAGGUCAGCAAGGAGAACAAGGUCCCGUUGGACCACGUGGUUUACCUGGAAGUCCCGGUACACCAGGUUUACCUGGAGCCGCUGGUAUUCCAGGGUUAGAUGGACGACCAGGUCCACCUGGCCCUCCAGGUUUUCCUGGGCCACCAGGAAUGGUUUCAGACAUGUUAAGUACAAAUAAUGUGUUGGAAACUAUCGGCAGUCCAGGCGUUAGUGGACCAAGAGGUGUGCCAGGUACUCCAGGAUUACCAGGUGAGAGAGGACCUCCUGGAGAACGAGGUCCACAAGGUCAAAUAGGACUACCAGGAAUGCCAGGGAAAGAUGGAGCGCCGGGGCUUCAAGGACCACCAGGUGUCAGAGGACAAACAGGAAUGCCAGGAGUCCAAGGACCACCAGGCCAAAGUAUCACCGAAUCAGAAAUUCGAGAUAUAUGUGCCAGUGUGUUAAGAGAGCAGAUAACUGAGAUGGCAGCACAGAUGCAAGGCCCACCUGGUCCACCUGGUCGAGGCCGUCCAGGUCGUCUUGGAUCACCUGGUCCACAAGGUCGCCCAGAGAGGCUGAAAGAACUAACAGAAGGUCUUCGAGGGCAACCCGGGUUGCCGGGAUUGGCCCGACAGGGUCGUCCCGGUCGAACCGGAACCCAGGGCAUCCCAGGUGAUCCAGGUCCUCCAGGUUUACCUGGGGAACGUGGAUUUGUUGGAUUACCAGGACCACAAGGCCCCAUAGGUCCUCAAGGUCCAUCUGGUGAACGAGGUGAGAAAGGUGAUAAAGGCCAGGAAGGUGUUGGUAUAGAAGGUCCAAUGGGUCCACGGGGAUUGCCUGGUCCACCUGGUAAUGAUGGCAUUGGAUUGCCUGGAAGACAAGGAGAACGGGGGGAAUCAGGCAAACCAGGAAUCCCUGGGAUGAGAGGACCAGCUGGACCUCAGGGAUUACCUGGAUUUUGCGAGUUGUGCAAUUAUCCAAGCGCCAACUACUUACAGUAUUCUCGCGGUAAUGAAAAAGGGCCCUAAAAUCAUAAGUACUUUUAAGAAUUUAAAAGGUAAAAAAUAUAAGAAGACCAAUUAA
Messenger RNA from Frieseomelitta varia, 3138 nucleotides. RefSeq names its product collagen alpha-3(IX) chain-like. The coding region runs from base 54 to 3083 and encodes 1009 amino acids. Gene Ontology annotation, cellular component: basement membrane. The transcript is spliced from 21 exons. The record is from RefSeq and is a predicted model, not a curated record. Lineage: Eukaryota; Metazoa; Arthropoda; Insecta; Hymenoptera; Apidae.